AUGUCAGUCAAUCAGAAGAAAUCUUCUAUUAUAUCCAAGCGGCAAAGAUCAAUAUUUGAGUUCACUCAGACAGGCAAUGAUAUAGAAGUUCAAAAUAGAUUCGAUUCUUGUGAAGUGAUAGAUCUUACUGAUGACGGGGAAGGUGUGAAGUUAGAAAAUGAAGUAAAUCCUGGAAUCCAAAGUAUGGAAGCACGAGAAGCAGAUUUUGAGCAGGUAAAUGAUAGAGACAAAACUAUAGAAAGAAAUGAACCAGAUGUUGAGGAGGUAAGUUGUCCUAUGUGUAACCGUAGCUUGGUUGAUUUUUCGAUGGAUAAUCGAAUUCUACACAUUGAAGAAUGCUUAUCAUUGAUCACUUUAAAGGAAGAGGUAUCAACUACAAACAACGAAUCUAGGGAUAUAAAGAAAGAAAAGACCAACGAGACAGCGAAGAAAGAUAUAAAUAUACCAAGAAAUAAGAGAAAAAAUGGCUCUUUGUUACCACAAGACAAAGAGAAAGAAAAAUACAUAAAUAAAAAAGCCAAAAUCGAAGAUUCAAAACCCAAAGUGAUAAAGCCACCAACGGCAAUAUCCGCAUCAAGAGCCAAAGCUCAGAUCCCCGAAGUGAAAAUAUUAACAUUUCCAUCAUCUGAACAAACGAAUUAUCAAAUAGCGGUAGAUGCUUUUAAUUAUUCUCUGCAUGAAUCAAUAAAGAAAUAUUUUCUAACACACUUUCAUUCUGAUCAUUAUGGUGGUAUCACUAAAAAGUGGUGUUAUGAAAGAGUCUUUAAAAAUGGAGAUGAUUUCGAGGAUGAAAACAAGUACAAAAAGAUUAUCUUUUGUUCUGAAAUCACUGGUAGGUUGUUAACUUUACGAUUUAGCAUUGAUACAAAGUUUAUUAUGCCAUUGCAGAUAAAUAGAAGAUAUUUAAUACAAAAAUAUGAUACUGAAUUUGAGACUGAAGAUGACUUCAUUCAAACAGAAGAUAUGACACUUCCAGGAUUAUUUGUUACGCCCAUAACCGCAAAUCAUUGCCCUGGGUCAGUGAUAUUCUUGUUUGAAUCAUUAUCGAACAAUGGAUAUAAGAAAAGGACUUUACAUUGUGGAGAUUUCAGGGUUAAUAGAGAGAUUUUAGAUCACCCAAGGUUAUUGCCGUUCAAUAUAGCUAAAAAUGACAAUCUAAGUCUAGAUCAGGUUUAUUUGGAUACUACAUACAUGUCUCCAUCAUAUAACUUUCCUAAACAAGAACUAGUAUGCAAAACUGUUUCUGAUAUGUUCUAUGAUUUGAUCAAUUCACAAGAAGAAGCUGAAAGUACAGAUUCAUUAUUCACUACUUGGUUCGGGGUUUUAAAGCAAUCAAGAAUCACCGAUUUUAUCGCUAAACGGGAUAGCCAGUGUAAGAAAAAAAAGUUUUUAAUUCUAAUAGGUACUUAUGUUAUUGGAAAAGAAAGAUUGGCUAUUUCUAUUCUGCAGAGAUUAGGUAAUUGCCCUAUUUAUGUUCUGACUAUUAACAGUCGAAAUGAUAAGGUAGACUUAGUAAAGUCCUUUGACAAUAUUUAUUUGAAUCAAGUAUUAACAAACGAUGAUAUAGGCAGAUCAGAUUCUGAAUGUAUGGUUCAUUUGGUUCCCAUGAAAAUUGUCAGUUCCAUUGAAGAAUUAUCGAAUUACUUUAAUCACAACAGAUAUUUUGAAAAAUUCGAAAGAUGUGUCGGACUUCGUCCAACUGGAUGGUCAUUUCUGAAUAAAUAUGCUUCGACCCUACGAGAAGAAGUACAAGAAGAUGAGAAUGAAAGCAAAUAUAUCUCAGAUUUGAGAAAUGUAAAUUCUUGUAAUGAUUUAGUGAAAAUAAUGAAAACCCAGCCAACAUUUUCAUUUAUUGAAAAUAUCUUGCCACAAUCCCCCUUACUGUCAUUAAUUUCAAAAUCAAAGAAAUCGAGUCAUGAUGAAUCUUUGUACAGAAUCUAUACUCUACCUUAUAGUGAGCAUUCUUCAUUUCGAGAACUAUCAUUCUUUGCAGUAUUUUUGAAGAUCAAGGAAAUUAUUCCCACAGUAAAUAUCAGCAAUGAAUCUAGCAUAACUGAAAUGGCUAGGAUAAUUAGAAAUUGGGAAUUAAUAAGGGAAAAUAAAAUGGCCCAAUAUCACAACAGAGGAUUAGAAUCUAAAAUUGCUCAAGGAAUUGAAGACUUAUGCAUAGAAGAUUUUUGA
Molecule: messenger RNA, 2181 nt
Organism: Debaryomyces fabryi
Lineage: Eukaryota; Fungi; Ascomycota; Pichiomycetes; Serinales; Debaryomycetaceae
Product: DNA cross-link repair protein PSO2
Exons: 1
Coding region: 1-2181 (726 amino acids)
Biological process (GO): interstrand cross-link repair; protection from non-homologous end joining at telomere; double-strand break repair via nonhomologous end joining
Molecular function (GO): 5'-3' DNA exonuclease activity; damaged DNA binding
Source: RefSeq, a predicted model, not a curated record